AUGAUAUUUGAAGAAUUACCAAAUGAAAUAGUAUAUGAAAUAUUUGACUAUUUGUCAGCUGUUGAUCUAUUGCUAUGUUUUUUCAAUUUGAAUUCACAUUUUAAUAAAUUACUUUAUCAACAAUUAAACAAAAGUCAUUUCGAUUUUCGACGAAUAUCAAAAGUAAACUUUGAUUAUAUCUGUGAAAAAUAUAUUUCAUCUUUAGUUGAUCAAAUUACUUCAAUUCAUCUUUCAAAUGAGGAUAAUACUCCAAGUCAAAUUAAAUUAUUUCUUGCUCAUGAUAAUUUUAAACUUAGACAAUUUACUAAUUUAAAAUCAAUUUCAUUAUCAUAUGUUCAAUCCAAACAACUACUUGAUCAAACAAUGAUUGAAUGUUCUUAUCUUCCUUGUCUAACACACUUUUGUUUAGAUAGUGACGGAAUUGAAAUGGAUGAAAGUGAUGCAGAAUAUUUCGUUUAUUGUCUAUCAGAAUUAUCCACAUUAAUCUAUUGUUAUCUGGAUAUAUCUUGGGAAUUUGAAGUUGAUUUUAAAAAUUUUUCUCCGAAUGAAUCUUAUAUUAGCACAUCACUUAAACAUUUAACUCUUGGCACAGUUGAGUGUUCUUUAGGCUUAUUAAAUCGUUUACUUCAAUAUAUGCCUAAUCUUCAAUCUCUCGAGAUGGAUUAUAGGGAUAAUUAUGAAGCUUAUGAAUUAUUAAUACCUAAUCUUUCACUUAAUCGAUUAGAAGUUAGACUCUAUGACACCGUAUCUAAUCUCAAUAACAUGCUGAAAACCAUGCCUAACUUACAUUAUUUAACAUGCAUUCUACUUGAUGAUUAUAUAAAUGGAAAUCAAUGGGAAGAAAUGAUUAGAAAAUCUUUAUCUAAGUUAAAAACUAUUAAUAUUCAAAUGAAAUAUGAACCACCGAAUAACGAAAAUAAAGAAGUACAAUUAAAUGAAAUAGUUGAGUCAUUUCGAACUGAAUUUUGGAUUAAUGAAUAUCAACGAUUUAUUCGAUGUAAUUGGUAUAUUACAGAUAAACAACAUGAACCUAGUUAUAGUUAUGUUAAUAUUUUUACUUUACCUUAUAUUUUUCAUUAUUUUGAUGGUUCUCAUGAAUGUGUUUUAACAAAGUCAACUUAUCCAUAUGAUAAUGAACAUUUAACAUGUAAUCAGAUCGAUAGAUUACAUUAUCGAUCUUCAUAUUUUACGGAUUCGAUUUUGUCUCGUGUUCGUAUUAAUAAUAUUCGAUCACUUACAUUAUCAUUUCCAAUAAAUGAACAAUUUUUGUCAGUUGUUUCUAAUCUUGAUCAAUUAAAUUCGCUCGACGUUUACAUAGAUGAAAGAAAAAAUCUUGAUAAUAUUCAAUCAGAAUUACAAUUUCUACUUGAUCGAACACCUUUUCUUUAUUCGCUCAGUUUUUGUCCAUGGUCAUCAGCCAAUUCACAUAUAACAUUCAAGGAAAUUAGAUGUGCUUCAGUUCGGCAACUAGAUAUACGAGGAGACCCUUCCUAUAGCUCUUGGUAUGUAAGUCCCAGUGUUUGUGAAAAACAAUGUGUUCAACUGUUUCAUUCGCCAUUAGCUAUUCAAUGUGAAACACUUAUUAUCAAAGUUACAACUCGGCAAAUAAUACUUGACCUUGUCAAUAAUAUGCCUAAUCUUAAAGCAUUGAAUGUUAUGUGUGGCGAUGAUGUUGGAUCUUAUGUAGAUGGUGCCGAGCUACUAGAAAAUGAACUUUUUAAUUGGUUAUAUCGACAAUUACCAUCAACAUCUAUAAUGUCAAGGGAUACAACUAAAAAUCGUAUUAUUCGAAUAUGGAUUCGAUGA
Molecule: messenger RNA, 1806 nt
Organism: Adineta steineri
Lineage: Eukaryota; Metazoa; Rotifera; Eurotatoria; Adinetida; Adinetidae
Source: the annotation of a GenBank genome assembly